AUGGAGAUGCCUACCAGGACUGAGGGUUUCGAGCAUACGGACUGGCCAUUGUUCUCAAACUUCGGAGGAGCGUUUCCUGAUGUGACGGCACAGAGUACAUCCUCCAGCGCGCCUCCAAUCGACUCAGACCAUAUGUACUUUCAGCCUCGAAUACCAACCGGGAUGUCGGUGUCACGUACAUCAAGUGGAUUGGACCACCAUUGGGCACCUUGGGAUAUGCAAUAUGAYGGAUUCUCAGAUCCACACGACCUCGGUAGACUCUCGCAUUCCGUCCCAACAUCGUCACAACCGCAAUCGUCAACUUUCGAGGCCGCCCUUGGCAGGCCGGGACUCCAAUCAAGGUAUUGGCCAGAUGCUCCAACGCCUAGAGCUGCACCAAGCGGUGCGUCUCUAGACACUCUCUAUGAACCACCAACGUCGCAUCCUUACAAUACAGUGGAUCAGUCCUUCAUAUAUGGAGCUGCUGGAUACUCGGGUCAACAUCAAUAUCAGGCUGCACCAACUCCAACAUAUCAGUCCCCCUCGUCGCAGUUCAGCUGGUCGCAACCCGACUUACUUCCAUCUGAUCUAACACAGGCGGCGGCCCCUUCCAUGGAAAUCUCGCAUAUAACUCCAACGAUUCCGUCCGGUUUCCCUUCUGAGGGCGUCGAUGGUCGUAUGGUGGAUCCUGCCGUAGGGGGCAUGCUGGGUUGGAAACGCCGCUCCUCAGCCCUGGGCGUUCAAACAUUGCCGCUUCUAAACACAGGUCUCUUGGCACCACCAGACAGAGGCAGUUCCAAUCGAUCACCAUCGUCUGCGUCGACUGCAGGCUCUUCCUCGUCCUUCAGCAGGCUUCGACCUGCACCUGGCGAUCUUUCGUGUCACUCUUGUAACAUGACGUUCGCAAACCAAGGUGAUCUGUCCCACCACCUGCGAUCGCACCAGCCGUAUUCCAAACGGAAAUAUGGGUGCAACAAAUGCGACAGGCGCUUUCAGUAUCGCAAGGACCUGCUUCGACAUCUUCYAAGACACGAUCCUCACAGACAACGAUUCCAUUGUCCUUUCCGAGGUUGCAAAUAUCACAGCAAAGGUUUUGGCCGCCAGGACCAUCUCGAUCGUCAUAUUGGUAGCCAGCAUCAAGACGAUAUCCCCAUGACGGCCAACGCAAGUCAGAGUACAUGGAUUGACRACGAUACGAGAGAAAUGUGA
Molecule: messenger RNA, 1188 nt
Organism: Ramularia collo-cygni
Lineage: Eukaryota; Fungi; Ascomycota; Dothideomycetes; Mycosphaerellales; Mycosphaerellaceae
Exons: 2
Coding region: 1-1188 (395 amino acids)
Biological process (GO): regulation of transcription by RNA polymerase II
Cellular component (GO): nucleus
Molecular function (GO): RNA polymerase II cis-regulatory region sequence-specific DNA binding; DNA-binding transcription factor activity, RNA polymerase II-specific
Source: RefSeq, a predicted model, not a curated record